Molecule: messenger RNA, 463 nt
Organism: Nylanderia fulva
Lineage: Eukaryota; Metazoa; Arthropoda; Insecta; Hymenoptera; Formicidae
Source: RefSeq, a predicted model, not a curated record
GUCAUCACCAACAAAAAUGAGUGAAAGUCCACCGGAAAGUAGGAAUCGUCGUAGAAAUACGAACAAGCAAAUAAUUAAUGAAUUAGUUAGGCAAUGUAGGAAUCAAAGAAAAUUGGACGAUUUAAGAAAUCGAAUUACUACUGUCUACAAGACAGAGGCUUCAUCCGAUGAAGAGGUUUCAUCCGAUGAAGAGAAUAAUGAAAUGCUGCCCAUUCCAGGGAUUGAAGAUAUUUCUUUAUUAGAAACAAAUUCUGAAGUAUCAACAGAAUCUGAUGCAUCUAUCGAUCAACUUGAAAAUGAAAAUAUGGAUGAUAACAAUAAUUAUAUAAUGACAAUGACAGUGAAUUACAUUUUGAAGAUGAGAAUAAUGACAGCGAAGAAGUGUUGAAAUUAAUGAUGCUAACAGAUAUAGUAACGAUGAAGAAAAUGAUGAUUUAAUGAUUGAAUUUGAAAAUGACGAACA